Salvia splendens (bonfire salvia) is the source of this 1428-nucleotide messenger RNA. Its product is annotated as scopoletin glucosyltransferase. The record is from RefSeq and is a predicted model, not a curated record. Bases 1 to 1428 code for a protein of 475 amino acids. Gene Ontology annotation, molecular function: UDP-glucosyltransferase activity. The transcript has a single exon. Lineage: Eukaryota; Viridiplantae; Streptophyta; Magnoliopsida; Lamiales; Lamiaceae.
AUGAAACAACUUCACUUCUUCUUCCUCCCAUUGAUGGCCCACGGCCACAUGAUCCCAGCAAUCGACAUGGCCAAACUCUUCACCUCCCGCGGCCUCAAAGCCACCAUCAUCUCCACCCCGGCAUUCUCCCAACCAGUCAAGACCGCUCAAAAUUCCGGCUUCCCAAUCGACCUCAUCACCCUCCCAUUCCCCCACCAUGACUCCGGCCUCCCUCCCCACAUCGUCAGCCUCGAUCAAGUCACCUCCGACCCCACCCUUCUCCCCAUGUUCUUCAAAGCCCUCUCUCUCCUCCAACACCCCUUCGACGACCUUAUAAAACGCAUCAACCCAGACUGCCUCGUCUCCGACAUGUUCCUGCCUUGGACGGCCGACUCCGCCCUCAAAUUCGGCAUCCCGCGCCUUGUCUUCCACGGCACCAGCUACUUCUCCCUCUGCGUCUCUGAGGAGAUGCGCCGCCACAAGCCUUUCAACGACGUGGCUUCUGAUUCCGAGCCCUUUCUCAUCCCCAAUCUCCCUCACCAAGUCAAGCUCGUGAAGACGCAGGUGUCUGAUUACAAUUUGCACGAGAACAAAGACGAUUUCAGCCGCUGGAUUCAGCAGAUGAGGGAAUCCGACGCCAGAAGCUACGGCGUCGUCAUCAACAGCUUCCAUGAGCUCGAGCCUGACUACGCCCGCCAUUACACAGAUGUUUUGGGGAGGAAGGCCUGGAGCUUAGGCCCUCUUUCUCUCUGCACCAAUGGCGGAAAUGGAAACGGAAACGGAAACGAAAUGAACGGUGACCAAUGCUUGGCUUGGCUGGAUUCGAAAAAGGCCAAUUCUGUAGUCUACGUGUGUUUCGGUAGCAUGGCGAAGUUCACUCCGGCUCAGUUGAAUGAGCUCGCGAAUGGACUCGAGGCCUCUGGCCAAUGCUUCAUCUGGAUUGUGAGGAGCGGAGGCGGAGACGAAGAGGAGUGGCUGCCGGAAAGGUUCGAAGAGAGGAUGGAAGGAAAAUGCCUAAUUGUGAGGGGGUGGGCCCCGCAAGUAGCGAUCCUCGACCACCCUGCGAUUGGGGCGUUUGUGACGCACUGUGGAUGGAACUCGACUCUGGAGGGCGUGUGCGCGGGGUUACCCAUGGUGACGUGGCCGCUAUUCGCGGAGCAGUUUUUCAACGAGAAGUUGGUAACGGAGGUUUUGGGGAUUGGGGUUCCGGUAGGGAAUAAGAAGUGGCAGAGGGGAGCGAAUGAUGGGGUGAGUAGGGAGGCGGUGGCGAAGGGGGUGCGGGGGGUUAUGGUGGGGGGAGCGGCGGCGGAGAUGAGGAGGAGGGCGGUGGAUUAUAAGGAGAUGGCGAGGAAGGCAGUUGAGGAAGGAGGGUCGUCUUAUCAUCAUCUCACUGCUCUCAUUAAGGAUAUCGCCACUUAUCUUCCUCCUAAGAAGAUGGAAAUAAUGUGA